Molecule: messenger RNA, 3222 nt
Organism: Syngnathus typhle (broad-nosed pipefish)
Lineage: Eukaryota; Metazoa; Chordata; Actinopteri; Syngnathiformes; Syngnathidae
Gene: ifnlr1
Product: interferon lambda receptor 1
Exons: 7
Coding region: 216-1835 (539 amino acids)
Molecular function (GO): protein binding
Source: RefSeq, a predicted model, not a curated record
UCACGAGUAGGAGCGUCGAGUUAAAAAAAAAAUAGGUGUGACAUCCUUUGAGCGGAAUAUCAGGAAGCGAGGUGAUUAAAGUACACCUGCGUACUCCUUUGAGCAGAGUGCCCUGAGGAUGGCUGGCAGUGAAGGCGAGAAACCCAAGGCGACUUUGAACUUAUAUGUAACCCUGUUAUCAUUUAACACUUUGGAGAACAAACAAUCCAGAAAAGAUGUGUUCUGUCAAAGUCGUUAUUCUCCUCUUCUGCUACGCUUGUCUUUCCACCGGAGACACGCACGUGUUCUUUGAGUCCAAGAAUUUUUACAAUGUGCUCAACUGGAUCGCGGCGGAACCUUCAUCCACCGACCAAAAGGUCCUCUACAGCGUCCAGUACAAGAGGUACGAUUCGGAACAUCGUUUCCGGAUCAAGAACGAGUGUCAGAACAUCACGGCUCUUCACUGCGACCUGACGACAGAAACCCCGUCGCUCCCCGACGUUUAUUACGUGGCGCAGGUAUUCGCCAACGGUCGGUUCCACGGACGCACCACCAGGCUCAACCCCGUCGCACACACUACUCUGGGCAAAGCCAUCUUGUUUACAGACGUGACACCGGUGUCCUUGUUUGUUAGUGCCACGCUUCCGUUGGGGCCAAAUGAUGUUUCCGUGGCGGACAUCAUCAGGAAGAGCAAAACGGGUCCCGUCAAUACGUCCAUUGAAUAUACCUUUAAGAUCACCUCUCCAAAGUCGGCUGUACAGUAUUACCGCAGCUUGUCAGCUCAGUUUGAGUUCCACUUGAAAUUCAGCGAACGUGAAUACUGCGGCUAUGUGGUCUACAAGCCUUUGUGCGAGUGGGGUCGCAAUGAGAGUGAGAAGGCCGACUUCUGCGCAAACCUACCAAGUGACCUCGCCAAGAUUCUACCAUGGCCGCUUACGGCCGCCACCCUUCUGGUUAUCAUUGCCAUAGUGCUGCUUGGAGCUGUGCGUAUCUACGUGAAGGGCGGGAUGUACAAGAAGCCACCUCGGUCACUGGAAUUACGUACUGCCAGAGAAGUGCCAAAUGUCCACCAACACCCAGAGAGGAAUCUGCUGAUUUGCAGAGCGAUGGUCUCUGCUCAAACUGAACCAAUCUAUGUCUACAAGUAUGCUUCUGCCAGGCUCAAUCCAAGCGGGGUUUGCGUAAGACCUCCUGGAGGCUAUUCCCCGCAGGACGACCUUUGUCAACCCUGGCUGGGUGCGACUGACUCAUCGGUGGGCAGACCAAAAGACCAGGGCUCCAGUAGGCAGUCCUCUGUCGUUUACAGCUCCCUGGGGGGGGCGGUUCCGACAGAACCAAACGAGUUUCCGAGGACCCUUGCGGAAAACACAUCCGGCCUGGACGUGGUUCCGUCCGAACAGCUGCAGUUGAACACGGUCCGAGAUGCCAACGGACAACUGAAGUUGGCAUCUGUGGCUUUCCAGGUAGAGAGAAAGCCUCUGCAAUCCGACCGCUUGGAAUCUGGGGGGAACGUUUCAGUUUUGGCUCUUGUCAAUCGCUUGGAUAGCUUCGACUCAUCAGACUCUGGGUGUGUCGACGGGACGCCGGUACUGAUGGACUGCGACCAAAUUCCGUCGGCGCCGCUUGGAAUUUACAUAACCAAUAGUAUGCCAGCCGGUGAUGCCAACCCGGCAUCGCCGUACAAACAAAACUGGUUGGCUCUUGAUACCACACCCAACAAUGAUCAGGACUUCAUGAGAAGUAACCGUGACUGGACUUUCACGAGUUCGACAGAAACGGAGGAUGGGGAGUUCAAUCACAAUGCAGAAUCGCCAGGAAUAUUUCUUGAAGAUUGGGUACUACAAAUACAAGAUUAAUACUUGGUCUUUUUAAGCUAUUUUUGUGUACUGUAUUUUUCAGCGACAUUUGACUCCGCAAGGACUUUCAAUUUUAGCUCCACCAGAAAAAAUGUGUCUUAUAGUGAUUUGCCAAAGACUUUGGGAUCUUAUCGCGAAUUAGUGGAGGCAUUUGGCCUUUAAGAUUGAUUUCCGUUCCACAGUCUAUGCCUAACCAAUGCUUACGCAGAAGGAAAGUCAGAAUUACUGUGAAUAUUUGUAAGCACUGGUUGCUAAAAUAUUUCAGAGUGUACGUAAGGUGGUAACAGGGUGUGCUCUGCUUCAUACGAUUGGAGGGCAGAUGGUUGACGUCAAGUUUGUUCAACAGGAGGCAAAGUUGUCGCAAGACACUCAUUUGCAAUGUCAUAAAUCAACGUUAUCUCCUUCAACCCUGUUGACUUGUCAUUGUUUGUGAAGAUGUACAUAUGUUUUCAAGUGUGAUUUAUUUAUUUUUUGCAAUAUUGUUUUUACAAAUUUCUAUUCACUGUUAACUCUGUGGUCUGGUUUGUUCGCUUCAGUGUUUGCUAGUUCCGCACCUGUGUGUAAAUAAAGCGGUCAACAUACUCAAAAGCCUACGGGCAAGGUUCAAGUGACACUGAUAACAGAUUUAGGUCACAUUUUUGUUGAUAUACAAGCUGUAAAGUAAUGACGAGAGAGUGUUCUGGAUAAAACAGAGAUGUGACUUAUGGGAAAUGAGCAAACCACAAAAGUUUGGACUUUGGCUACAUUGAAAAUGUUCGACCUUUCAAGGAAUUUUAAUUAAGUCUGAAUGAAGGAGCAAAAUCCCCCCCCCCCCUUUUUUUAUCCACCUUGGGGAGGGGCGGCCAUUUUACCACUUGCGUUUGACUGAAAAUGACAUCACAGUUGCGCAGGACUCUGGGAACGACCAAUCACGGCUCAGCUUGUGGUUGCCCGGUUCAAAGGUGUUUGUGUAUACAGGUCACUAGAUCCGAGAUUACAGGUCAAUGACAAACAGGUACGGUCCACACUUUGAAGAGCCCAAACUCGAACUGUGUAGCUCCUGGUUGAGAGGGCUUUCAUUUCAUUUUCAUUUUUGUUCCGAACCUGAUUACGUUUUACUGUUCUGCUGAAAUGAACUUUACACGGUGACAUCUGAGUGGAUCCCGGCAACGCGGACAUUUACGAUGUUUUUCAUUUGCCUCUAUGGUAAAUUAAAAAAAGAAAACACCUAUAGCCUGCCUUUAAUUUCCCAUGAGUGCAGAUGUAAUUAGUGCUGGUCAGUUAGAGAUGUGUAUCGUGGAAUAUGGUGAGGCGUUACAGCUCAUUCAGAUAGUCGUGGGAAUACAGAUCUGAUAAAGUCACUCCGAUUUUUGUCUAAUAAAAUUGAGACAUUUGCUUUUGGCUGUGA